GGCUGCAUGGCCACCGGAACGGCUUCGGGCGGCCACUGGCUGCCCAGGGGUUCCGCGGUCUUCACCACCUUCCCCGACCUGCUCUUCGUCUUCGAGUUUGUCUCUGGGGGGCUGGUGUGGAUCUUCAUCCUCUUGGCCCAGGUGCCUGUCCCCCUGGUCCAGGGCUGGGUCCUGUUCGUGUCUGUGUCCUGCUUCAUAGUCACCACUCUCCUGCUUUGCCUCUACAUUGUUGGUGCCCAUAAGAACUGGAGUUUCUGGAUCACCCUGGACACAGCCUACCAUUGCCUCGCCGCCCUGUUUUACUUCAGCGCUUCUGCCCUGGAAACUCUGGUCACUAUCGGCCUGCAAGACGACAUAUACCAACACUACAGUGAAAACAUCUCCGCUGUGGUGUUUUCAAUCAUAGUCACACUGCUGUACAUGGUCCAUGCCGUGUUUUCUUUAAUCAGAUGCAAGGUUUCCUACAGGAACAGAGAACAUUCCUGAAAACACAGACAAUGGUCACUAAUCAGGCUGCCUUCCAGCAUAACAUUUGAGGAUGCAGAAUUGCUCUUGAUGGUGGAAAAAGAAAACAAAAAGCGACAUUCUCUGUGGGUGCUAUGUUGACUGUUCAUGUACCUUCAUGUCAGGGUAAAGGGCUUGUUAGCCUCCAAGAGUUGAGAAGUCUUUCUAGGGUCAUUUCCUAUUGAAGGGGGUGGUGGAGUGGGAAGUGGGGACUGUGAUCUGAAAGACCACAAAACAAGGAUCCCCCACUGGUCCCUGGACUGAGUCUUUGUUGCUGUCGAUUGCUAUUGUCCAUGGGCCCUUUUGAGUAUCAAUCUUGCAGCAUGUUUCUAGGUCUUCAUGGAUACCUUACAUCUUCAAGGAUAUUCUAGUUGUCAUAGAGAAUAAAACGCUCCCAGCAAAUAUUUAUAGAUGUGCAGGAUGAAACAUGAUAAACUCUUCAAAAAUUUAUAAAGUGCCUUCAUGGUCAAUCCUC
Messenger RNA from Odocoileus virginianus texanus, 979 nucleotides. RefSeq names its product myelin and lymphocyte protein-like. Gene Ontology annotation, cellular component: membrane. Gene Ontology annotation, biological process: myelination. The record is from RefSeq and is a predicted model, not a curated record. Gene Ontology annotation, molecular function: structural constituent of myelin sheath. NCBI's taxonomy places the organism in Eukaryota, Metazoa, Chordata, Mammalia, Artiodactyla, Cervidae.